Molecule: messenger RNA, 4378 nt
Organism: Polypterus senegalus (gray bichir)
Lineage: Eukaryota; Metazoa; Chordata; Cladistia; Polypteriformes; Polypteridae
Gene: sema3c
Product: sema domain, immunoglobulin domain (Ig), short basic domain, secreted, (semaphorin) 3C
Exons: 18
Coding region: 244-2517 (757 amino acids)
Biological process (GO): axon guidance; negative regulation of axon extension involved in axon guidance; neural crest cell migration
Molecular function (GO): semaphorin receptor binding; chemorepellent activity
Source: RefSeq, a predicted model, not a curated record
AGACCACCUCCUGCUGGAUUUCAUUCACUCCGUCUAUUCAGAGUAGAAGGAGAGGCAGGAGAGUAGAUGGGAGCCGUUUUCCUCUUUCUAAAGACAGGCAUUCUAGGGAACUUUGAAAAGCUUUGCUUUUUUAAACUGGACAACAGGAAUCACAUCCAACUUGGUUACUGGAACAUUACAGGAGAGCAUUUUCCCUGAGCCGGGAGACAGUUUUAUAGAACUGUCAAGGGAUCUCUGGCUAGGAUGGACUUCCAAAGACUCAUAAACAUGGCCAAUGUAUUGCUGCUUGAAGUGGUUGUUGGAAUGAUUUUACACAUCAGCUUCAGCUUAGAAUUUUCCCAAGUUUUGCCAAGGGUCUAUUUAACAUUUGAAGAGUUACAAGCCACACAAACCUCGCAGCAUUACAGUGUAUCUCCAUAUCCCAUGGACUACAGGAUUCUACUAAUGGAUGAAGACCAGGAUCGGAUUUAUGUGGGCAGCAAAGACCAUGUUCUGUCAUUAAACAUUAACAACAUUACCCACGAAUCUCUAUCUGUAUUCUGGCCGGCAUCAAGCAGCAAAAUUGAAGAAUGCAAAAUGGCUGGCAAAGAUCCCACGCAUGGAUGUGGAAACUUUGUGAGAGUAAUUCAGCCGUAUAACCGUACACAUUUAUUUAUCUGUGGCAGUGGUGCAUUCAGCCCCGUGUGUACCUACAUCAACAGAGGACGCAGAUCAGAGGACCAAGUAUUUUUUAUUGAUUCCAAAACUGAAUCCGGAAAAGGUCGCUGCUCCUUUAAUCCUAGAGUUAAUACGGUAUCUGUCAUGAUGAAUGAAGAACUUUUUUCAGGAAUGUACAUAGACUUUAUGGGCACAGAUGCAGCCAUUUUCAGAAGUCUUACAAGAAGAAAUGCAAUCAGAACGGACCAGCAUAAUUCCAAGUGGCUUAGUGAACCAAUAUUUAUUGAUGCUCAGCUCAUCCCUGACGGCUCUGACCCAAAUGAUAUGAAAUUAUACUUCUUCUUUAGAGAAAGACUGACAGACAACAAUGGGAACACGAAGAGCAUUCACACCAUGGUUGCUAGAAUAUGUCCAAAUGACAUUGGUGGACAGCGUAGCCUAGUGAACAAAUGGACAACCUUUUUAAAAGCACGGUUGGUGUGUAGCGUUAUGGAUAAUGAUGGAGGUGAAACACAUUUUGAUGAAUUAGAGGAUAUCUUUUUAUUGGAAACAGAAAACCCAAAGGCCCUUUUGGUUUAUGGAAUUUUUACAGCCUCAAGUUCAGUAUUCAAAGGUUCUGCUGUGUGUGUUUACAAUAUGGCUGAUAUUCUGACUGUGUUCAAUGGGCCGUUUGCACACAAGGAAGGUCCUAACCACCAGUGGGUUCCAUAUCAAGGAAAGAUUCCUUAUCCAAGGCCUGGCACUUGUCCUGGUGGAGCCUUCACUCCUAAUAUUUUGACAACCAAAGACUUUCCAGAUGAUGUAGUCACUUUUGUAAGGAAUCAUCCAGUUAUGUACAAUCCAAUUUAUCCCAUGUAUAAAGGGCCAAUUCUGGUGAGAACAAAUGCAGAUUACAAAUAUACAACGAUAACAGUUGACCAAGUAAAUGCUGCAGAUGGAAAAUAUCAUGUCCUGUUUCUUGGAACAGAUAAAGGAACUGUCCAAAAAGUAAUUGUGCUGCCAAGUAAUAGGUCAGAAAAUGAGGAACUUAUCUUGGAAGAGCUGGAAGUAUUUAAGACUCAUUCCCCAGUAACAACUAUGAAAAUUUCUUCCAAAAAGCAACAUCUUUAUGUCAGCUCUGAGGAAGGCAUUACUCAAGUGUCUUUGCAUCGUUGUCAUAUCUAUGGUUCUGCCUGUGCUGACUGCUGUUUGGCCAGAGAUCCCUACUGUGCUUGGGAUGGGAAUUCAUGUUCAAAAUUCUAUCCUUCAGGGAAAAGGAGGAGUCGAAGGCAAGAUGUCAGACAUGGGAAUCCAUUGACGCAAUGUAGGGGAUUUAAUUUGAAAGCUUACAGAAAUGCAGAGGAGUUGGUGCUAUAUGGUGUCAAGAACAAUGCUUCUUUUCUGGAAUGUUUACCGAAGUCACCACAAGCUGCAGUCAGAUGGCUUGUCCAGAGAAACAAUGACAGGAGAAAAGAAGUGAAGCUCAACGAAAGAAUCAUUGCAGCAGAGCACGGCCUCCUUAUUCGAUCUGUCCAGGAUCACGACCAAGGCCUGUAUUAUUGCCUGUCUACUGAAAAUGGCUUUAAACAAACAUUGAUGAAAAUAAAUUUUAAAGUUUUAAACAAUGAAUUCAUCCAUUCACUUGUGGACAAAAACUCUCCAUGGUCCUGGGCCAGCACUGUGAAUGGCCUGCCAUUUAAUCCAAAAGAGUUUCUGGCACCUUUCAAUCACAUGGAAAUGCAAGCCAUCAAUCAGUAUUGCAAGGACCGACAGAGAGAUCGAUACACUGACCAGAAAAUCCAAGAGGAUCUAGUGAAACUGAAGCCCCUUAUUGAUAGCAAGAAGAGCCGUAAUAGGAGGAACCAGCUGCCGGGAUCAUAAAAAUAAGGACCGGUGGGAGCUGGGUGGCCUAUGUAUGUGAAAAUGCGAAGAACAACAGAAUUAACUCAAGUAGUAAUUUUUCUUUAUUGUAAGAUUAUUUAAUGCAGCACAUUUUAUUUUCACAAUAACUGUCGGAAAUGCAACAGUAAAGUACUUUCUAUGUUUUCUGAUGGCAGUUUAAACUCAGAUCAAUACCGUUGUGAAUCUGUGGGAGUCAUGCUGCACUAUAUGCAGUAUUGCAUACUAUGGAUUUAUUGCUUCUCAUAUUUCCUCGCAGAAUAUGGGAAGAAUGCUUGGUUUAGAUAAAGCUGUUAUUGAAACAAGAUCCUCUUGCUAUUUCACAAGGCAAUUGUUCCAACAAAAAAUCAAAAAAUGUGUAACAGAAAAAUUGCUGGAGUUUCCAGGAGGCAUGUGGAGAAACACCUGUUCACAGGCGCAGCUGCUGUGAGUUAUUGGCUAUAAUGGAAAGGGAAGAAUAUGUAUAAAGAAAAUGAAAACCUUCAUCUUCUUGAACCUCAUCUGUGAAUGUGUGUGCACAUGUUACCUAUGAGUUACUGAUCCUUCUACAUUUGCUUCUUUUUCACUUUGUGGUGAAGGUGUAUGUAAUUUGCUGUACAGUUUACAACCAGCAACUGUGUAAAUGAACCUUAGCAAGUGGAUAUUCAAACUCAUUACCAAAAUACAAAUAAGCUGUAUGCUUAGAAUGCAAAAAGUGUGAUCAUAAUAUUAUUACAGUGUCUGGUUUCUGCAAGGAGCUAGGAAAACAAAACUUAGCGUGUAACUUACAUUGAUUAGACAUUUUAUAUAAAUUGUAUUGUGCACUGAGAUUUUACACACUUUAUGUUAAGUCACUGUGAAUGGGAGGUAAAAAUGCAUGUUUUUUUUGAAUGGUGUAAAAACAAAAUCAGUAUUAUUAACAUGUUAGACAGCACUGUGACUCAGUGCUAAACAUAACUGACUCACAGCUCCAGGAGAGCCCCAUCACUGUCCCCACGUGGUUUCUUUGUGCCUCGAUGAAUGAUGCCCCAGAUAUUCCAUUUCUUCUCAUGCACCUCAUAGAAGUGCAGGUUAGGCUUAUUGGACCCUCUUAAUUGUCCUGUUCUGACUGAGCGGGCACCAUGAUACUCUGAUACCCCAUCUGCCUUGUGCCUGAUGCUGCUGGAAUCGGCUCCAGCUCCAUGCACCCGGAAAACGGAAUAAGUUGGUUCAGAAAAUAAUUUGAUGGGUAUUAUUGUAUUAGCAUUAAACUCUGAACUUUUUCUCCAAUGUGAGGAUGAUCACUUUCUUUCAAUACAUUCCCGUAGUUGUUACAGCUUUGACAUAUUAGAAAUAUUUGAUUACUAUUUAUUUUAUUCAAUCUGUUGCUUAGUAUCUGGCAUAAUAAUGAAAAUAAAUAUUUUUUUAUUUUCUUGAAUGUUGCAUUGAAGUGACACUGUAUUAUAAACUUCAUUGAUAACAGAGGGAUAUCCAGCUGUACUUUAAUGGAUAUAUUUUACACUUAAUGUCAUUUUUUAUUGUUUAGCCAUUCGUGCUUAUUUUUAUGAAUUUGAUUACUUUUGUAGAUAUUCUUGCCAUAUACGCUCAUGUAGGAUAUUUUCACUGGACUUUUGCAAAGGUUUUUGACUAAGGUGUAUUUGACCUACUUAAGAUAUUUAGGACACAGCAUUGAGUAAAGACAAAAUCAUUACGAUUACACUGUAUUUAUAUAAAAAGCUUAGUAAAGGUGGAAGCACUUGUACAUUAUAGAUUGUAAUGUAGUCCUUUGUCUUCAUAGAGAUUUACUUAAAUUCAAAUCUGGAGGUUAGUAAUCAUUUUAAAAAUGUAAGAGAAUGGAAAAAGGUGCACUUAUGAAAAAAAAAAA